Juglans regia (Persian walnut) is the source of this 2822-nucleotide messenger RNA. RefSeq names its product endoplasmin homolog. The transcript has 15 exons. The record is from RefSeq and is a predicted model, not a curated record. Gene Ontology annotation, molecular function: ATP binding; ATP hydrolysis activity; ATP-dependent protein folding chaperone. The coding region runs from base 89 to 2569 and encodes 826 amino acids. Gene Ontology annotation, biological process: protein folding. NCBI's taxonomy places the organism in Eukaryota, Viridiplantae, Streptophyta, Magnoliopsida, Fagales, Juglandaceae.
ACCCGAAGUCCCAAGAAGCCUUGGGCCUUGGCUAACCUAGACUGAUCGUUUGAUUUCCCUAAAGGAAUACUAGAAGUCCUAGAGUACGAUGAGGAAGUGGACGAUCCCUUCAGCUCUGCUCGUUCUCUGCCUCCUCUUUGUCCUUCCAGAUCAAGGUCGGAAGCUACACGCAAAUGCAGAGGCUUCGGAAGAGCUUGUAGAUCCUCCGAAGGUGGAGGAGAAGAUCGGGGCCAUACCUAAUGGCCUGUCUACCGAUUCUGAUGUUGUCAAGAGGGAGUCGGAGUCAAUCUCCAGUAGAUCUCUGCGCAACAGCGCGGAGAAGUUUCAGUUCCAGGCCGAGGUGUCUCGGCUUAUGGAUAUUAUUAUUAACUCCCUCUAUAGCAACAAGGACAUUUUCCUCAGGGAGUUGAUCUCCAACGCUUCUGAUGCACUGGACAAGAUCAGGUUCCUUUCUCUCACGGACAAAGAGAUUUUGGGUGAAGGUGAUGACGCGAAGCUUGAGAUCCAGAUAAAAUUGGACAAGGAGAAGAAAAUCCUUUCAAUUCGUGACAGAGGUAUUGGAAUGACAAAGGAGGAGUUAAUCAAGAACUUGGGUACCAUAGCAAAGUCUGGAACUUCAGCGUUUGUGGAGAAAAUGCAGGCAAGUGGGGAUUUCAAUCUCAUUGGACAGUUUGGCGUUGGUUUCUACUCUGUGUAUCUUGUUGCGGACUAUGUUGAAGUCAUUAGCAAACAUAAUGAUGACAAACAGUAUGUGUGGGAAUCGAAGGCUGAUGGGGCAUUUGCCGUAUCUGAGGAUACCUGGAAUGAACCACUAGGACGUGGAACUGAGAUUAGAUUGCACCUCAGAGAUGAAGCUGGGGAGUAUUUGGAGGAGAGCAAACUAAAAGAAUUGGUGAAGAAAUAUUCUGAAUUUAUCAACUUCCCCAUCUUUAUCUGGUCAACCAAGGAGGUUGAUGUAGAGGUUCCAGCUGAUGAAGAUGAAUCUAGCGAUGAAGAGGAAUCAUCCGAAAGCACUUCUUCCGAGGAAGGGGAAGAUGAGGAUUCUGAGAAAGGUGAUGAUGAAGACGCUGAAAAGAAACCAAAGAAGAAGACGGUUAAGGAAACAACUUCAGAGUGGGAGCUUCUGAAUGAUGUUAAAGCUAUAUGGCUGCGGAACCCGAAGGAGGUGACGGAUGAUGAAUACGCCAAAUUUUACCAUUCUCUCGCAAAGGACUUUGGCGAUGAGAAACCUUUAGCAUGGAGUCACUUUACAGCUGAGGGUGACGUUGAGUUCAAGGCAGUUUUGUUCGUGCCACCCAAGGCGCCUCAUGAUCUAUACGAGAGUUAUUACAAUGCCAAAAAAUCUAACUUGAAGUUGUACGUUAGGCGGGUUUUCAUCUCAGAUGAAUUUGAUGAGCUUUUGCCGAAGUAUUUGAACUUUUUAAUGGGUCUUGUUGAUUCUGACACUUUGCCACUCAACGUAUCACGUGAAAUGCUUCAACAACACAGCAGUUUGAAAACAAUCAAGAAGAAGCUCAUCCGCAAGGCUCUUGAUAUGAUCCGUAAAAUUGCUGAUGAGGAUCCAGAUGAAUCCAAUGACAAAGAAAAGAAAGAAGUUGACAAAUCUGGUGAUGACAAUGAGAAGAAGGGUCAAUACACCAAAUUCUGGAAUGAGUUUGGCAAGUCCAUUAAACUUGGUAUUGUUGAAGAUGCAACUAACAGGAAUCGAUUGGCAAAACUUCUCAGAUUUGAGAGUACCAAAUCAGAUGGCAAAUUGACUUCUCUAGACCAGUAUAUCUCAAGAAUGAGAUCGGGGCAGAAGGAUAUCUUCUACAUAACAGGAACCAACAAGGAACAAUUGGAAAAGUCUCCAUUCCUUGAACGGCUUAAGAAGAAAAAUUAUGAGGUCAUUUUCUUUACCGAUCCUGUUGAUGAAUACCUGAUGCAAUACCUUAUGGAUUAUGAAGACAAAAAAUUCCAGAAUGUGUCCAAAGAGGGUCUGAAACUUGGGAAAGACUCUAAAGACAAGGAACUCAAAGAAUCGUUCAAGGAACUCACUAAAUGGUGGAAGGGUGCUCUUGCCAGUGAUAAUGUUGAUGAUGUGAAGAUAUCCAACCGUUUGGCUGACACACCAUGUGUGGUUGUGACAUCAAAGUAUGGAUGGAGUGCAAACAUGGAGAGGAUCAUGCAGGGGCAGACUUUAUCCGAUGCUAACAAGCAAGCAUAUAUGCGCGGAAAGAGGGUACUCGAGAUCAACCCAAGGCACCCAAUUAUUAAGGAGCUCCGGGAGAGAGUGGUGACGAACCCUGAGGAUGCGAGCGUGAAGCAAACAGCAUAUCUUAUCUACCAGACUGCACUCAUGGAGAGCGGCUUCACGCUGAGUGACCCCAAGGAUUUUGCAUCUCGUAUCUACAGCUCGGUGAAGUCUAGCCUAAACAUCAGUCCUGAUGCAGCAGUUGAGGAGGAAGAUGAUGCCGAAGAAGUUGAGACUGAAACUGAUUCGAAAGAAGCCGCAGCUACACCCAAGGCUGAAGCUGUGAAGGAUGAUGCAGAUUCAGAGCCUUCUUUUGUUGACAAGGAUGAGUUGUAGAUUGCUUGAAGAUUAGACAACCUCGCUUGUUUUUUUUUUUUUUUUUUGACUGCGGUUAAGGUGAGACUUAAAAGGUACUACGCGCAUUUUGUUUCCGUUGGUAGAAGCUCUCGCUAAGAAGAAACGAUAGAUCAAUAGAUGGAACUGUAAUUGUUACCGCCCUGAAUUUUGCCCUCUACCACCCACCUACCCACCCAGUUACUUAAUGAGUUUAUAAAAUUAUGAUGCGUGCCUUGCAAAAACUGUUUAUACA